Messenger RNA from Clarias gariepinus (North African catfish), 3680 nucleotides. RefSeq names its product CCR4-NOT transcription complex, subunit 4a (gene cnot4a). Gene Ontology annotation, biological process: protein ubiquitination. Bases 251 to 2551 code for a protein of 766 amino acids. Lineage: Eukaryota; Metazoa; Chordata; Actinopteri; Siluriformes; Clariidae. Gene Ontology annotation, cellular component: CCR4-NOT complex. Gene Ontology annotation, molecular function: ubiquitin-protein transferase activity; metal ion binding; RNA binding. The transcript is spliced from 13 exons. The record is from RefSeq and is a predicted model, not a curated record.
UUAAUGUAAGAUGGUAGUAAGACGGUGCUGCCUAAAGAAAUAGUUAGACUAGACUAAAUCUCAAAGCCAACACUUAAAAAAACGAAACGGAGGCAGACAGGAGAGUCGAGGAACACGAGCUGUUUUGGGGAAACCAUUUCCGCUUAGAUAUUUGUACAAGAAAAAUAUUACAAAAAUAUCCACGGAGAGGAAUCCCAGCUAAACUUUGCUGUGUCUUUUGCCUUGAUCACUUCGGUACCAGUGCAAUAAGAUGUCCCGUAGCCCUGAACUGAAGGAAGACCCCAUGGAGUGCCCUCUGUGUAUGGAGCCUUUGGAAAUUGAUGACGUCAACUUCUUCCCAUGUACCUGCGGCUACCAGAUCUGCCGUUUCUGCUGGCAUCGCAUCCGCACAGACGAGAACGGUCUCUGCCCAGCCUGCAGAAAGCCAUACCCGGAGGACCCAGCCGUAUACAAGCCCCUCUCACAAGAGGAGAUCUUGAGGAUAAAGAAUGAGAAGAAGCAAAAGCAGAAUGAGAAGAAGCAGAAGGUAACGGAGAACCGGAAGCACCUGGCCAGCGUGCGCGUGGUGCAGAGGAACCUUGUGUUUGUCGUGGGUCUCUCACAGAGGCUCGCGGACCCUGAGGUCCUCAAGAGGCCAGAGUAUUUUGGAAAGUUUGGCAAAAUACAUAAAGUGGUCAUCAAUAACAGUACGUCGUAUGCGGGCUCACAGGGUCCUAGUGCCAGUGCCUAUGUUACAUACAUCCGCUCAGAAGAUGCCCUAAGAGCAAUACAGUGUGUUAAUAAUGUGGUAGUUGAUGGUAGAACACUGAAGGCUUCUUUAGGCACGACAAAGUACUGCAGCUAUUUUCUCAAAAGCAUGCAGUGCCCUAAGCCGGACUGCAUGUAUCUGCAUGAACUAGGAGAUGAAGCAGCUAGUUUUACAAAAGAGGAGAUGCAGGCUGGGAAACAUCAGGAAUACGAACAAAAACUACUUCAAGACCUUUACAAAGCAAAUCCCAACUUUCUACAGACUUCUACGUGUGGAGGAGAAAAGUCUAAAAACAAAGCAAAUGCUACACAAAGACAAAACAGCGGCGGCAAAGAGGGUUGGCCUUUAUUACAGGGUUACGGUAAACUAGUGAAUGGUUUACCUACAGAAUAUCGGAAGUCCCCGCCCCUUUUAGAUUGUUUGACAGACUCUGAUCACAUGACCCCAGAAGAUCCAGACACUGAGUUAGGGACAGAUCAAAACACAGGACUCUCACACUUCGCCCCAGUUUUAGAACCUACCAGUCCUGUUGAUAAACCAACAGAACCUGCAAUUAUAGGGAAUGGAGAGAAUAUAGCACAGGUCCCGAGCAGUGACUCACCCUCCCCUCCCCCUGGGUUUUCAAAGCCAAGCCUGGCAGUACCCAUUAGCGUGGCAGAACUCACAGCUCGCUCGCCAUUUGAGGGAGCGCCCGCUGAGUCUCAGUCGCUUUUCUCAGACAACAGUAACUUUAGACAUCCGAACCCCAUCCCCAGCAGCCUGCCCUCUUUCCCCAGCUCCCCACAGGGUGGCUCUGACUGGCCCAUGACCCCUGAGCCCCAAAGCCUCUUUACCUCAGACACCAUCCCUGUGUCUUCAUCCACUGACUGGCAAGCAGCUUUCGGCUUCGGCUCUUCGGCCAAGCAGCAGCAGCAGCAGGAGGAUGAUCUAGGCUUUGACCCGUUCGAUGUGACGAGGAAAGCACUAGCUGACCUUAUCGAGAAGGAGCUGUCUGUGCAGGAAGCCUCGCCACGUUCCCCAUCACUUCUCCCUAACGGCCAGCCACGCCUUCCGCCACUACAGCACCGUGGUCUCUAUAACUCCUUCAGCCUGCCCACACACGGCCACGCCACCCCUGGACGCCAGCCAUGGAUGGGCCUGCCCACCCGCAACAACCUUGCACACUUAAACCAUAUCACACACAGCCACUUCCUCGACCCAAACUGCCCACCACAACAUCACAGCACAGGCCUUGGGGGAAUAACUAUAUCAGAAAAUAGUGGUUCCGUGGAAAACAUAAAUGUGAAAGAAUGGCAGGACGGCCUGAGAGCACUCCUUCCAAAUAUCAACAUCAACUUCGGAGGCAUCCCAAAUUCCACAUCAUCUUCCUCUUCCUCCUCUUCAUCCUCUUCUAGUAUGAACCACAUGGGGGUCCCGACAGGUUCGGUGGGACUCUCGCACAGCCUAAGCUGGGACGGCGUAACAAGUUGGAUGGACCCAGCCAUCAUCACUGGUAUGCCAUCAUCCACCGGCAACAGUUUGGACUGUGUGCAGGACGAAAACCCUCCGCACUGGCUCAAGUCUCUACAAGCUCUGACUGAGAUGGAUGGGCCAAGCGGUUCAGUGGUGUCUCAGCCUCGUCACUCAGGCCUGGACUCCACGGUUCGGCUUCCUCUGCACAGAGGCGGCUGGGCGCCGUACCUCCCUCCCCCGUCGCUCACUCCCAGCCACUUUCACUCUCCUCCCCCAGGUUUCCAGACAGCCUUCAGACCUCCCGCGCAGACAACAGACCUUCUACAGAGCGCCGCCAUGGAACGCCACUAGGGACUAAACCGUGUUUUCUUUCUCCAUCCCUGUUAACUUAACUGUAAUGACACGUGAAUAUCCUGAUCAUUAAUAACGUAAGCUCUUAUUUGUCUGACACCCCCCCUCCCCCCAAUCGUCCCUCGCCAUUCCCCCCUUUUUCUCUCAUGUAUUUUGAGGCACACAUUAACAGUUUGGUGUGUAUGGGGGGGAUCAUUAAUAUGUAAACAAUCAAGGAGAUUUUGAGAAACAGUUGAUACGCACACUAUUAAUAAUGGUUAAAAAACUCAUACAGUACUCAUCCAUUCUACGCUCAAAUUUUGAUCUAAUACUGUGAAUGUGUUACUUAAUGACAGGGAUCUUAAUGACUAGUUUAUCAGUGAGGUCAAUUGGACAGUCAUUUCAGCAGAAAUACUUGUCAAUUUCAAGUAGGUUUGGACAGUCUUACAGUUAUAUUGGCUCUCAGAAAGAGGAGGUUAUGAAAACAGAGUCUGUUACCCUUGUGUGAGCAUGGUGUAUGCACAUACGAGUCUUACUGCCACAAAGCAUCCGUAGAGACCCCUGAUGCCCCCAGACAGCAUGAGGGGAGUCACUGCUGUACCUCUGUAUCAGAGGAUGGAGCGCUGCCCUGCUGAUGCCUGGGGAUUUGGGGCCUUUCUCACUAUAUCACAUGACCUAUAGUGGGUGCAAGAUGCCACCAUGUGGCACUUUGUCACUCCACUCUUAGUGAGAAGCAUUAAGACUGCAGUGCAUAGUUAUUGAGCAUGACUAUCUGAAACACAAUGUUGUGAUAAAGUUAUGGGAGGCUGGCAAAAAUGGCAGGUAAAAUGCUGAUAAUGUAAGCUUUAGGUAUGACUGAUGUUUAAGUAACACCUCCUGGCCAGGUCAGGCCCUUCUAAUCAUUUCUCUUUUUUUUUUUUUUUUUUUGGUCUCUACUGUGUGGCCCAUACUAAACAGUAUUUAUCAGAAACACUCCUUCAUGUCUUCAGGAAAAAUCCAAUAUAGUUCAACCUCUUCGUUUUUAAACAUGCUGCUGAGAUAACAUUUAAUACAUGAAGAGCUAAAAAAAUAAAAUAAAGAAUUGACUUUUCUGCAGAUCUGGAACAACAGAAUCCUAAAUAAAAUUGAAUACUCAGUGCCUCUGUUUUAA